AUUUUGUCCUUGCACACAGGAACUUAUUUUUUCCAAUAUGGCUACCAGAUAACAGGUUAAUAAUUUUCCUUUAAAUAGUAAUUUAAUGAUGAUUACAGGAUAGCACUGGAAAAAUUCAUUAAAGGUGUGAAAAUGACAGAAAGUGUCACUUAAUAUGUAGAGAAGAGUCAAAAACCAAAAGAAAACACAAGUCUACAGCAUAAGGUUAAUUCACAUGAUACUAAAGACAUGGAAAAUGACAUUAAAGAGGGUAAAGUCAACAAAUCUACGAACAUGGAAGAAAGUGGUAAAACGACAAAAAAAAGUGACAAAACCACUACAGAGUCUAUAAAUAUAAAUCAGAAAAAACUAUCCAAAAACAAUGGGGAGGAAUUUAUUGAACCAACUAGGGCUAAUGUUUACUGUGAUAAUUCUGUAACCAGCAAGACACCGAGUAAAGUAAAAACGAGGAAUAAAAACACUUUCCUUAGAAAGUCUAAAUCAUGUCUAGAGAUGAAAAGCACUGAAGAAGAAACUCUCCCACAUUCAAAAUCUUUCAGUGGAAAGCCAUUACAUUUUUGCAGUAGUCAAAUGUCCAUUCCUGAAUGUGAUGGUGACAAUUCCAACCAAAUAGUUCAAUGUAACAUCUCUUUAACAACCACAGAGAGAAAUACACAAUCAAGUGACAAAAAUGAUGAUUUAACAAACACUGAAAACAACAGUGAGGUGCAUACUUCAGAUUCAUCAUCUAAUCUGCAGCUCUUUGGAAAUCAACACAACACUAGUCAUCAAUCAGAACAAGAUGGGAAGCUUCAGCUUCAGCCUCAUCAUUAUCAAAAUCAGCAACAGCAAGAAAAUCAACAGCAACAGUUGAAACAUCAGACUCAUCAACAGCUGUCAAAACAACAACCUUUACAACCAGAACUAGAACAAAAUAAACAACAGAUUAUUCAACAAAAUUUGCCACAAAAAGUACCACAACUGGUGUUAAAUGACCUUCGAAAGGAGCAACAACACAAAAAGUCACAUCUACUUCUAGCUAACACAGGAACAGCUCCAACAUCAACGGAGACAGAAGCAAUUUCAACUAGCACUAUUAUCACAUCAACAACAAUUACUACCAGUUCAACAGAAAUUGUUGCAACAUCAUCAGUGGCUGUAACCUUAAAACAACAAGUACAACCAUUGUCCCCACUACAUCCAAAACAAUCUGAGAAAGGUCAUAUGUCAACAAGAGGUUUUCAUUCUCCGUUUUCACCUCCAACCCCAAAUGUGUGUGACUACUCAACAUGGCUACCACAAAAGUGGCAAGGUAUAAAAGUCGAACAGUUCCAUGAUGAUCAACUGUCUUUAAACCAGCCUGAAGCUAAAGAAACAAACACUAAUAUUUCUACUGAAGCAGGUCUGACUGAUGAUGGGUUAACAAAUGGUAAACAAGCAGAGCCAAAGACUGUAGUACGUAAAGCACCUACAGGAACUACAUGUAUAUCAGAAAUGUCUAGGUCAAUAGUUCCAUGCAAUAACCAAUCACGAUCUGUAACUACAUCAUCAUCAGCACCAGCAGCAACAACAGAUUUUGAAGCUUCUGCACCACAGAAAACAACACCCACCUUCAAUCUGAAUGACCUUGGCUCAAGAGAAAUUCCAAUAUCUAGAGAACUUUCCAUCAUAGAGAAUUCAUCUGUUUCUUCAGCCUCCCCAGAUGUUGAUUAUGUUUCAAUACAGUAUUCUGCUUCAUCCCCACAACUUUCAUCUAUGCAAUCUUCGGCAACAUUGUCAUCACUAUCAUCAAUGUCUUCUAUAGAGUCUUCAACAUUACCUUCAAAUUCAUCAAAUUCAUCAUUGGGGUCUUCAGCAUUACCUAGGCUGUCGUCAGUACAGACUUCAAGGCCAUCAGCAAGAAUCUUACCAACAUUAAGCUCUUCAGGUUCCAUUUCCAAGAAAGAAAAGCGGAAGGACUUCAUACUGCUAAAUGCCGAAGCUGAUCAAGAGGAGGCUGAACAGUGCAGAGAUCAUUUGAAAACAGAUAUUGGAAUACCUGAUCUCACUAUUGACUUAUUUUGUGAAAUUGACAGUGGACAGACUGCGAUGAUGAGUUUGGAAACAUUGCAUGAUAGAUACAAUAACAUUCUAAUACUAGGUACUAAAAAUUUAGAGGGAGACAAGUAUUCCAGGUUUCUUAAUGAAAAUCUUUUAACUACAGGACUACAAGAUGCAAAUGGGAAAGAGGAUAGAGUCAUUCCAGUCUGGACAAGCAAAGAUUGCAAAGGCAAAAUAACAGAGUUCAGAAUUAUAAAAGGAUUUGAAUAUUACAGCUUUUUGUCAGAUAAAAGUUCUACUAGAGCCACUUGUUACAUUCAGUGUGUUAAAAAUACUGUCAAAGAAGGACGAAAAAAUUCUAGAUAAGGCCCUAUCUCAUUCUGUGAUCAUGACUUAAAUAUUUUUGUGAAUGAUAACACAACAAUUUAGUUUGUUUCAGUCAAUUUCUACAACUGGCUUUUUGUUACUGAGAUUGAUAUGGAUUUAACGUCAUUUUUCGCUUUACUUCAGACAUGUACUGGCAAUCAGCUAACCGAAAGUCUGAGACUCCAUACCUGUAAGACAACAAUUAUGAUAAACAUAUCAAAUUGACUGUUUACCAGAUAUAAACUGCAAAUUCUACAUGAAAAUAAGUCAAAGUCAAGGGAAUAUUCACACCAGAGACUGGUAGCUAGACUGGUAGCUUAAAGGCCAAAGCAGUCAUAUCACCUGACACUAUCAUCACAUCAUCAACAACUGCUGGGACAUCAAAACAACAACAGCCAUCACUACCACAUCUGAAACAAGUUUCACCAUCACCACCGCAUCUGAAACAAGUUUCACCAUCACCACAGCUCACCAUCACCACCGCAUCUGAAACAAGUUUCACCAUCACCACAGCAUCUGAAACAAGUUUCACCAUCACCACCGCAUCUGAAACAGGUCUCACCAUCACCACCACAUCUGAAACAAGUCUCACUAUCACCACCACAUCUGAAACAAGUCUCACCAUCACCACUACAUCUGAAACAAGUUUCACCAUCACCAUCACAUCUGAAACAAGUUUCACCAGUGUUUGUGCCAGCUGAAGGUUUUCACUCACCAGUUACACAUAAAAUCCCAUAUAUACUUUACAACUCAAAAUUGCUACCACAUAUGUGGCAAGUUACGAAAAGUUAAUUAAUUCCAUCGUGAUCAACUGUCUUUCAACCAGCUUGAAGCUAGGAAACUUUUGCAGGAAACAGGUUUAGUUGCUGACGGAUUAUCUUAUAAUUCCCAAUCAGAACCAAAAACUACAGUUUGUAAGAUUCAAUAGUGCCUGUAUCGGAAAUUCCAAGACUGAAACUUCAGACAAUAGCCAGUUUCAUUUUGCUACUUUAUCAUCAUCAGCAUCAGCAUCAACAUCAACAGCAGCAACAACAGCUUCAGAAUUUGUAACAGUAACAGGUUUUAAGGAUAUCUGCUACAAAAUACAACACCAACCUCUUGGUUCAAGUGAAGUUCCAGUAUCCAGAGAUGUUUCUGUCAUACAGAAUUAAUCUGUUUCACUAGAAUCCACAGAUGCUGAUUACAUUUCAAUAACGCAUUCUUCUUCAUCUGUACAAUUUUCAUCUUUGAAAUCUUCAGCAACACUCUCAUCAAUCAACAUUUUUACAGAGUCAUCAACAUUACCUGUAAAGUCAUCAAGUUUAUCAUUGGAGUCUUCAACAUUGCCUAGAUUGUCAUCAGUACAGACUUCAAUUCCAUUAUCUAUAAUCUCACCAACAUCAAGCUCAGCUGAAAGUGGGAUUCUGUACUACUUAAUGCUGAAAUGGAUCAGGAAGAGACUCAACAGUACAGAGAUCAUCUGAAAAAGAGAUGCAGGCAUAAAUGACCCAACUCAUGAUACUAUUUAGUGAGAUCAACAGAAGACAUACUGCUGAGUUUGGAAGCAUUGCAUGAUGGACACAAUGAACUUCUAGUAUUUGUGACUUAAUAAGUUCUCUAGCAUUCUGACUGAUUAAUAUUCUUACCAACAGAUUAGGACACACAAACAGCAAAGAGGAUUUAAAACUUCAAAAUAUAUGUAGAAAAUUCAGCAAAUAAAAAAAGAUAGGUUUGUGUGCUUGAUUUUUUGCUAGACUGAUUUUAAAAAUUUGGACCUCACACAAUAUUUCAUAAUGGAAGUCUAAUUCAUGGCUUUUAUAACAAGGGGCAGGACGUGAAGUGGUUGCACACUUGGUUCAAGUGAGCAAAAUGGUUGCAAACUUACAAAAUGGUGGAUAUUUUCUGAAAUCAUUGCGUGUUUACUUGUUUUUUUAUCAGAUAAAUGAGUUUCUAUGGUAUUUUGAACUCUAUGGAAUUGAAUAUGUGCUGGCAUCAGUUCUAUGUCUACUUCACACUCGGUUUUGCUUUUCAGCAUUGUAGAUUUCAAAUUCUUGAAGUUAUUGAAGUUAUAAAAUGGUCAUGUUCAGGUUUUGAAAUUUGAAUUGCGUCAUUUGCUGCCGUUUUUGACAUUCUUAUGAUCAAACUAGCCUGUUUUGGGGCCCUUAAAUGAGACAAAACAACUAAUUGUGAAGAAUUCUAUAAACGUUUGGCUCUGCAUGUUUUUGGGAUAGUGCUAUACCCAAAUAAAUCUUGUUCCAGCUAGUUUUUGUUGCAAACUUGUACUUAAAGCCAUUUCUGUUGCUAACUUUUUCUGAAGCUCUUUUUUGUUGCAAACUUGUACUUCAAGUAAUUUCUGAAAAACUGGAUGUGAAGUAGACAUGGAACUGAUGCAUGCACAUAUCCAUAGAGUUCAAGAUACCAUAGAAACCCACUUACCUGAUAAACAAGAGCUGUCACAGGAGACAGCGCGCUCGACUAUUUCGAUGCUGGAUAGUGAAACUGGGCACAUCAGAGGAAACUAGAGCUGUCACUGAAGUGUUUAAUGACUCCAAUUCUGGAUGAAGAUAUUGCACAAUAGCCUGAGUCUAUGUCAAAAAUAUCAACUUAAAGUAAUAAGAGAGGUAAAGAUAAAAUGUAUCAAAACACUAUAUAAGUAUAUCCUAAGCAAAAAGGGGCAUAAUUCAUUAAAUAUUGGUGCCAGAGUUAUGCAGCUUGUGUCAUAUAGUGUGGGUGAUGAUGUUGAACAACUAUUUUAAGUUUGAAUCAAAUCCAUUCAGUAAUAACAGAGACAGAGUGAAAGUG
Mercenaria mercenaria is the source of this 5166-nucleotide messenger RNA. RefSeq lists its product as uncharacterized. The record is from RefSeq and is a predicted model, not a curated record. Lineage: Eukaryota; Metazoa; Mollusca; Bivalvia; Venerida; Veneridae. The transcript is spliced from 6 exons. The coding region runs from base 229 to 2385 and encodes 718 amino acids.